ACACAACUGGCAUUUGAACUACUUAUUGUUAGAUGUUAUUAGGAGUAGAAGUAAAGUGCUAGAAGUUAAUAUACUCUGGUUUCUCUUCACGAUUAAAUCUUACGCUAUAAGUUAACAAAAGUUAUACUCAUCAGAAUUUUUUUUUAAGGCUAUCUUCACAUUGUAUUUUUUAAAAAAAGCUUGAAAAUUUAUUUAAGUCAUAAAGGGAUGUGGAAGCAUCAUUCCAUUUAAUUUUAAACUAUUGACUGGAACACAACGAAGUAAGUAAUAUUUUCUCACUCAAGACUUAAGACACUCAAGAGUUUAGAUUCACUUCUUAGGUAGGAGGACACAUGUUUUUAUAUGGACCGUGGAUAAUUUGGCUAAUAUUAAGGACGGCUGCCACAGCGUCUUUUGAAUGUUUAUUAUAGUUGCAGUGAAUCAGGGUUUAGGUUAGGUUGAGUGGUUGAGGGAUCGUUUUAGGGUUCAGGUUAGGCAUAGGCAUGGAGUCAUGGAGAUCUAGGUAGGGUUCAGGUUAGGCAUAGGGAUCUAUGUAGGUUUCAGGUUAGGCAUAGGGAUCUAUGUAGGGUUCAGGUUAGGCAUGCGGCAUAGGGAUCUAUGUAGGGUUCAGGUUAGGCAUGCGGCAUAGGGAUCGAUUUAGGGAUACAUUCGUGAAAUUCGAUAAAAUAGUGGCAGUCGUCCUUAAAAUUUACCAAUAAUUUUUAUAAUUAUUUAUAUUAAUAUUAGUUAGGCCAGAUAUAGGCUUUAGGGGCCACGCAAAUUUUGCCGAUUUUUUACCCCCCCUCACCCCAUCGUGACAAAUUGUCACAAAAUGUUAGACCCGCCCUCAAAUAUAAUGUCACAAAUCUCUGCACCCCCCCUAUAAAAAGUCCUUGUGUCCACUACCGUCAUUUACAAACCCUUAAGAAAUUCAUCUCCCGUGGAUAUCAAUUUAUUGCACCCGUGACAGAAACAUUUCACUAGAUCAGUGGUUCUUAACCAGGGUUAAAAGUAUCUCGCAAGCCUUGAGGUGUGGAAGACCAAAAAUUUGUAUUCAGUGGCGUAAGUGACUCAGGUUUUCGGUCAUUUAAUACUAAAAGCAAAAGCGAUAUUUAACAACAAACUAAGCGACAUUUAAGAACAAAUUCAGCGAUCUUUGAGAACAAACUAAAUGAUAUUUAACAACAAACUAAGCGACAUUUAAACAAACUAAACGAUCUUUAAAACAAACUAAGCGAUCAUUAAGAACAAUCUAAGCGAUCUUUAAUAACAAACUAAGCGAUUUUUAAGGCCGAACUAAAUGAUCUUUAAGAACAAAACAAAUGAUCUUUAAUGAUUUAUAAGAAUAAACUAAGCGAUCUUUAACAGAAGACUAAAUGUUCGUUAGGAACAAACUGAAAGAUCUUUAAGAACAAACUAAUUGAUCUUAAGGAACAAAAUCAAUUAUCUUUAAGAACAAACUAAGCGAUCUUUAUGAAAAAAAAUAAGUGAAUUUACAACAAACUAAGCGAUCUUUAUGAACAAACUAAACGAUCUUUAAGAACAUAUAAAGCUAUCAUUAACAAAAACUAAACGAUCUUUAACAACAAACUAAUGCGAUCUUUAAGAACAAAUAAAGCCAUCAUUAACAAAAACUAGACGAUCUUUAACAACAAACUAAUACGAUCUUUAAGAACAAACUAAACGAUCUUUAACAACAAACCAGGCGAUCUUUAUGAACAAACUUACCGAUCUUUAAGAAAAAAAUAAAGAGAUCAUUAGCAAAAACUGGACAAUCUUUAACAACAAACUAAGCGAUCUUGUACAACAAACUAAAAGAUCUUUAACAAGAAACUAAACGAUCUUUAACAACAAACUAAACGAUCUUUAACAACAAACUAAACGGUCUUUAACAGCAAACUAAACGGUCUUUAACAACAAACUAAACGAUCUUUAACAACAAACUAAGCGAUCUUUAAGAACAAACUAAACGGUCUUUAACAACAAACUAAGCGAUCUUUAACAACAAACUAAGUGAUCUUUAAGAACAAAUUAAGCGAUCUUUAAGAUGAAACUAAGCGAUAUUUUAGAACAAUCUAAGCGAUCUUUAUGAUCAAACUCACCGAUCUUUAAGAACAAACUAACCGAUCAAUAACAACCAACUAAACGAUCUUUAAAAACAAAUUAAGUGAUCUUUUAGAACCAUAUUUUUUAGAGACCUGGUUUAAAAAAAUAAUAUUUUGCAUUAAUUUCCCCCCCCCUCCCCAAUUUUUGCCAAAUUUUCUCCUACCAUACCAAUUUGAAAAAAUUGUAAAGCAAUUUAAAUUACUUUUAUACUAAAAUGAUAAGAUCCAAAGUAUUCUUUAGAUCAAGGGUCUCAAACUCAAAUUAUGGGGGGGGGGGCAGGGGUGGAACCACUAGAUGCUGGCCUGGUGGCAGCGAGCGCGCGAGAAAGAAAUCCAAAAAUCAAUAUCAAGUAAUGAUUUCAAGGGGUUGAAACUCAAUAUAUUGGGGGGGGGGGGGAUGCAGGAGGUAGUGUCUGAAUAAGAGUGGGCCGCAUCAAAUAAUCCACAAAAAGCAAUUACAACUGUUACAAUCUGGUCAACCUUUAUAAAUAACAAUUAAAUAAUUAAGGGAUCUCAAGUACUACUCACUGUUGCCAGAGACCUGGCAUACAAAAAUAUAUAGAGUCAUUAAAAAAAAAAUCAGAAUUAGAUUAGUCGGUGAGAUCGACUGAAACCGUCGCGGAGAGUCACAUUAUAGAUAUGAGAAUGGGGGAAACGGGCCGGCGCAUUUACACUAAACUUUUCUGUCAUGUAGCGGGCCGCAAAAUAUCGUAUUGCGGGUCACAAAUGGCUCGCUGGCCGCGAGUUUGAGACCCCUAAAUUAGAUAUUUAUUUAUUAAUAUUUAUACUUUCCCACAUCAUUUUCGAUGUAUGCAGAAUGUAUGCGGGAACGAAUUUCAAAAUAUCUUAAUGCUUCGGUUUCGGCCAAAAUUCAUUUUUAACUUUCGGCUUUUUUUCGGUUUCGGCCGAAAGUCAUUUUUAAACUUUCGGCCUUUUUUCGGUUUCGGCUGAAAGUCAUUUUAAACUUUCGGCCUAUUUUCGGCCUUGGCCGAAAUCAGAAAAUCACUUUCUGUCGGUCUCUACGUCACAUUGCUUGAGGGUGUCCCCCCCGCGUCACACAUCGUCACAAAAAUCUGACCCCCCCCCCAGGCGCGUGACGUCAUUUAUGGAUGGCCCCUCAUUAAAAUGUAAAAAAAAAAGUAUUUAAUUUAUUUAACCUAGGCAGUGGUUGGUUAACUUAUUAAGCCGAGGCCUAAACUAGUACUAAUUAGGCCUACUAAUAGUAAUAGUAUUAGUAGUAAUAGUAAUUAAAUUACUUUCUAAGUUUGGUUUACUUAUUGACUGUAACUUACUUAUUAGGCAUUAGGCCUACUUAACUGCUAAAAACCACACACUUGUUCAGCUUAUUAAUAGCCUAGUCUUAGAAGUUAACAUACUCAGUGAGUGGACAGCAUAGAUUUAUUUUUACUGCAGUAGGCAUAAGACUAAAUUCUAAAACAUAGAUAAUUUAUAAAAUCAUUAUCAUCAAUCACAAUGUCCAAUAAUAUUGACUUCAAAUUCAAUCAUGAUUGGCUUAGGCCUGCGCCAAUUAUUAGGUCAACUUUGAGCUGAAGCUAGUUGCUGUGAGUGAAGAUUGAUCACAUUUACCAGGAAUGAACUGUUACUGUUGUCAGUGUUGUGCAUAGUACUAUGACUAUAACUGUAUGAUUAUGAUAAUUUAAUAAUACUUAUUACAUUCCCAAAUUCGCAUGAUGAGGUACAUGGAUGGCCCCAUGUAGUCUAUAGCCUAUAGUUAUAAGCCUAGAUAUAAGGAGCCAAUAUUAUAUUUUAAUAUUUUUAAGCCUUGUUUGGACAGGGCCUAUUGUGGCUAUACUUAACUAUAGCCUAAUAAUAAAGCUAUUUAGGCUUUUGCUUAUAAGUAAUAUUUACAUUAAUAUUAUGGCAAUCCUCCGAAUUCCAUUUACAAAUUAUUUCGUAUGAAAAAAAUUGCAAUGCAUAGUGUGUAUUGUUAGAAAACAGCAGAAAUGUCAGUCAUAGCUUUUGCAAAUAACUGUCAUGUUACAAACCAGUCAGUCAGUAAAUACUAAAUAUUGUAAUUGGGGCAUAUCAUUUGCAAAUAGCAGCCAAAAACGUUCUGCUUGUGACUGUUGCACCACUGAAAAGCCCCCAAGUAGCUGGCAAACAGACAGCAACUAGUAAUAAUAAUAAUAAUUAUUAUUGGUCUUAUAUAGCGCGAUGCCCCAGCAUAGGGCUGGGCUAACCGCGCUGUACAUAAAAAUAUUAGCAAAAGAAACAUAAUCAUGACAUUAAAAUAAAAUACAUUUAUGAAAUAAAGAACAGCGUGUAACCAAAACAACAGAACAAAUGUAAAUUCACCCACCCCACCCCAGAACUUUUACAUGGCAAACCAUGGACGGUAGCCAGCAGGAUCGUUUAUCGGUCAGAGGAUGGGGAAUCAGUCAGGGUAGUAUAGUUUAAAGAGAUGUGUUAUGAGUGUAGUUUUGAAGGCCUGGGUGGUUGGUAUAUUGUGGAUGUUUCGUGGCAAAGAAUUCCAUUGUUUGGGGGGCGCAGAAAGAGAAAAAACGUUCACCAUAUGUUUUAGUGUGUGUCUUGGGAACGGACAGAAUACGCAUGUCUGCAGAGGAGCGAAGCUGUCGAAGGGGUGAAUAGACAGAAAGAAGUUCGGUUAGAAAGAAAGGACAGGAAUCCGAGAAAAGGUUGUGACAGAGAACAGACAAACAUGUAGUCAAUGCUUGCCUGUGUAGGGAGCCAAUAAAGAGAGUGGAGUGAUGUGAUCACGUUUUUUUGCCUUUAUAACUAGCCUAGCAGCUGAGUUUUGAACUUUAUGCAGUUUUUCUAUGCAGUGUUUUGGUGAACCUGACAGAAGAGAGUUGCAAUAGUCCAGACGAGAGAGAGCAAGAGCACAGACUAGAGUUUUUGUAGCGCUAACUGUGAGGUAAUGGCGGAUGGAGCUGAUCUGACGAGAAGCAGUGUAUGCCGAAUGACAAAUGUGAGAGAUAUGUUUAUCGAGAGACAUGUUGUUAGAGAGAAUAUAACCAAGAUUCCUAGCAGAGGUUGUAAACUGAUAGCGGAGUUUACGUUUUGCUUGCAUCCUAAGUCCUACAAUAUUUUAUGUGUGAAUGUCCUGGUAUACUGGAUCAACAAAGUCAUGCGUGUGCACAAUGACCGCAUGUGCGUAAAUCCCGUUGUUGAGCUUACUGACAUUUUGAUAUAGUCGCCAAGCUUCUAUGACGAUAGUUGUCCCUGGUAGCACAUAACGCUCGAGUGUUUGUGCAUCUCGAUGGCCAACAACCUCUAUCCAACAUUUUCCACUACCGCAAACAUGAAUUUCAAAACAAAAUGAUGUCAACGACUUUUAAGUAACGAGUAAUCAUUGGACAUAAUUUGGUGCCGGACUUCGGAGGAUUGCCAAUAUUAUUAAUAUUAAUAAUCAGUUUACUGAUGAAACUAUUGUGAUCACCGAGCCACAAAGCACAAAUUCUUUUAUAAAUAUUUAGCAUUAGGCCGGAGUCUAUAACUAUUACGUAGUUACAGUUAUAUAGUUUAGGUAAGCUUAAGGUAAAAAAAAAUGAAAAUAAAUCAGUACGAUAUCCCUAUAAUAAAUAAUAUUAAAUUCCAGGCCUACCUAAAUUGGCCUAUGCCUAUGAUUAUCAUAAAUUAUGCACCUGAUAUUUACUUAUUUAGUGUAAGGGCCUAAGCUUUUAGUUAUAACACUAUUUAUACUAUACUAUAAAUAUUUGAUACUUCAUGGUCAUAGUCAAGUAGGCCUACUAGUAAAUCCAAUCCACUUAAUUUCUUAAAAUGCCAAUGUACACUUUGAUGUAACCCUGGAACUGAUAACAUUCAAUUACAAACUUAUAAUCAUUUUAUGUAAAUGUCUUAUUUUAGGGUAGGGAUCAAUAACUGGGCUCUCUCUACUAUCACAUUAUGACUUCUUAACUAACUUCCUUAUUAAUUUCUUUUUUAACUUAAAAAAUGACUUAGAGAGCUUAAUUUUAAAUGCUUUGUACAUAAACUAUUGAAAACAAAAUACAGAUUUUGUACAAAUUACUUUAUAACUACAGUUUGGCAUUCAAGCAGAUGCUAAAAGAUUAAGAGCCUAAGAAAUCAGAGCUUUUACUUUUUAAUGUUCCUGCAAUCCAAUCUUUUUUAGUAAGUAGUUUGUUUGGCAGUGUUUGCUUUCAAUAGAUGAAUUAUGCUCUAAGUUAGCCUAAUCUUGUUGACGUCUUAUAUGUUAAUAAAAAUGUCUGCUAAAUGAACUAAACAUAAUUAAGGCAGAGAGGAAAACAUUAAAUGAAAAACAGAAUAUAACAAGCAUAUAUUUCUUUAAUAGAUUUAUAAUAGAGGACUUGUGUCAUGUCAAAUCGGCCAGGAAGUGGGCAGUCCCGUACUGCCUGGGAUAACGGAUAUGGAGAUGGUAUACGCAAUGACCCAGACUUAGGCAUGGAUAAUGAGGUAGGAAUAUUUAUUUUCUACUACAGUUAAAUUUGUCUUUUUUAUUUUUUACUUCAGUAAUUGUUUAUUAUUCUUUUUUAAAAAAGAUGACUUAAUGGCUUUUAAAAAAACAACAACUAAUUCUUAAUGUUUAUUUCACUUAAGGUUUAUAUGGUGGGUCAAACUCGCAGUGCAAAAUCCUCCACAAGCCAGAUGGUCAACUCAACUGCUGAUCUUAAAAAAUCUAAUGGCAAAGCAGCAUUUGGAUCUUUUUUGAAGGGAAUAAGAUGUGCGUUAUUUGUUUUUUUCUUAAAGAUAAUAUAAUGAUGUGUUUCACAUUAACACAGUUAACAUGUAAAUAGUCUACUUGCAAAUAAAUGCAAUAUUAUUUCAUAAAUUUAUUUGAAUUAUUUAUUUAUAUAAAUAUUUAUAUAAAUUUAUAUAAAACAGCAAGUUAGGAGCCUUACAUAAAUGAUAUCACUCAAUCUUGUGGGGAGGCUGGGUUACUAAUUUUUACGCUGUAUUUUGUCUUAUUGUGUAACAAUUUGUCAUGGGGGGGGGGGGGGAAAAAAAUUUUCCAAAAUAGGGUAACAUAAUUAAUGUAUGGUCCCUUGUUGCUUUUUACAUCUGUUAUUAUGAAAUAAUUUCUUAUUGAAAACAAGCAAACCCAAAACUUUUAACUAUGGACUAAACUCACUUUAAACAAAUAUAUAUCUGCCUUCAAAGAACGUAAACUCAUGCAGAUAAACAUUUUAAUUUUGGUAGCUCUUGAUAUUAGGCCAAAUAAAUUUGUAACGAUAAUAAAUUAAAUAUAAAAUAUUUUUUAAUCAGCCCUGUGGGCCACUCGUCAGACUGAGGAGACUAACACUAACCGGGAGCUGUAUGUGAAGACAACCCUGAGAGAGCUCAUCAUUUACAUUGUAUUUCUUGUUGUGCUUUGUGUCAGUAAGUUAACGGAGAUGAGUAUUGUUAAACGUUCUUAUUAGUUACUAAAUCCCAUUGAGAUAAUUUCAUGUAGCUUGUUGACUCAGUAUUUCAUCUUGAACAACUAUUUAGUUAUCAUAAUGACAUGUAAUAAUAAUAAAUUUUCACUGUCUGCAGUUACAUUUGGCAUGACAUCAACAACAAUGUAUUACUACACAAAGGUAAUGAGUGAUCUGUUUCUGGAGUCAAAUUGGGAUGAUAGUGAUGGAAAUUUCCAAAGUGUGGCUAGUGUUGAAGAUUUUUGGAAGGUUGGUGACUUAAAUUUACCUCUAUGUUUGUUACUAAUUUUGUUUUAGAUUUCAGAGUUUAAAUUAAUUAUUUUUUGAAAAUGAUUAUUUUGAUCAGCUUACAAUGAAAUAGUAUCCUACUUCAAGAAAUGCUCUGAAAAUAUUUUCCUAUCAAAUGAUUUUAAUACUUAUAUUGUAAUUGGUGUUAACUCUUAAAUAAUGUUUUUAAAGUUUGCUCAAUUUUUUUUCCCUACCACAACUCAAAAUUUGUUCUAAUCAGAAGUAAAGUUUUGGUUUAAAUGUAAUUGCAAGAAAAUUAAGGAAAUGAUAGCAAAUGAAAGAAACUAAAGACUUAUUUCACAUUGCAGGUGUAAGAAUCCUCACUUAAAAUGUACCAGUUUCUAAAGCUGAUAAAAUUAAAAUUGGCUUACAGUAGGCAAAGAUUUUUAAAAAUAAAUUUUCUAACCGCUUAGGAUUUAUAAUUAACAAUGGCAUUUAAAUAAAUCGGAUGUGUGCAUUUGUUUUUAUUUACACAGUUUGCAAAAGGUCCUUUGAUUGAUGGCUUGUACUGGGAAAAAAAUUACAACAAUGAUACCUUACCUGCUGAUGAAAUGGGAUAUAUUUACUACGAAAAUAAGCUACUUGGUGUGCCACGGAUUCGUCAGCUCAAGGUUCACAGCAACUCGUGCCAGGUAAUUUGAGUUCUAAUUAUUAAAAACUAAGAUGAGAAAAUGACCAAAGAGGUCAAGAAUGGUAUGAAAUCUCUAUUUUUUUUUUGUUAGUUAAAUGACAUUUUAAAGAGUUAAACAGGAUACUCCACUUUUUGAAAUAUUGAAGCUUUGACACAGCACAUAAAAUAUUAGUUGAUGAGAAGAAGCAGCUACAGAUUUUUAAAAAUUGUUACGCUCUUCCUUCUUACAUUUAAAAACUCCGGCAGUAGGUGCAGAUCAGGGUGCCAUUUUUCUGGAUUUCCGGAUUCGUGAAUAUUUUUGAGCUCAGGAUUCACACGUUUUUAUUUUCUCUCGCUCCAGAUUUGCCAGUUCAGUUUAUUCAAAUAUGGAUUCUGUCUGGGUUUUAAAAAAAAUUCAAUGUGUAAGAUGCACGAAAGCCUUUUAAGUAAGAUAGUGUUCGCUAUAAAUUAUAAAUAGAACUGAUACUGCCACCUCUCACUUUUGUUUGAAAGCCUCUACUUCUCGCUUUUGUUUGUAACAGGGUUCCCACGCUAGUUGGGAAUUCAUUGAAUAAUUUCACCGUUUGUGAAAACCGGGAAAAUGGGUCUUAUAGUAAGGAAAUUUUCCGGCUAGUCUGGAGUUUUUUUUAUUUGUAAAAAAUAAUAAUAAAUUUGGAUUCCAUGAAAAUUGACGUUAAUUGCAGAUGUCAUCAAUUUUUGCCAAAAAUGCUAGUGGUUUCCCCUUAACUGCGCACGCGUUUUGAGCUCUACAAGUUUCGAAUCCCAUACUACUUCGAUAGACCAGAAAUAUUUCUUUUCUGUUCACAUCGCCAAUCAAGAGAUGUUUGACUGUUUGAAGUGUUUGAGGUAAGUAAAGUGUAAAAUUUAGUAAAUAAUUUUUUUUAUCUAGUUUUCAGUUGUUGGGUAACCAUUGUUAUAACUAGAAAACUACUCGUCCAAGUGCUGUCUACCAUGACUAACCUUAGCGUACUUUGUUAUGUCCUCUUAGACUUAAUAAAUUGAUUUUUAAUUUUUAAUUGUUUUACUGUAUUUAGGCGAAAUGAAUUUUUUUUUUUUGAGCUAGGCAGCUUUUAACUUUUUAAUGACUUCUUAAGUUCACUUAACAUUUAAUUAUGAAGUACACCUUCUAAAUUUAAAUAAGGCUAAUAUGAUUAAGUUAUUUUUAUCCAUUCAGCAGUGAGCCUAACAUAACUAUAUAAAGUUAGUCUUUAUUUAUAGUUAUGCACUCCUGUGCUCUAAGUAUUAAGUUUUACAGUAUUCUACUAUUAUUCAUAUUCAUAAGCAGAGUGGCGUAGGCAAGGUUUGUUUGUUUGUGUUGGGGGGGGGGGGGGGGUGGGGGGGCCCAAAAAUAGGGGGUGGGAGUUAAUCAAUGAUCCGUUCUCCUGCCGAAAAUCCUGACUCUGCAGUUUCAUGUGCUUGUGCCUAUCUUUGUAUCUCUUCUGACUCUGUAUUACCUUAGUUUAGUACAGAUAUAAUAUAGUCUAUAUGAUUUAUGCCUUACUAUAAAUUAUAAAUGUAAUAUAAUAAUAUAUUUUAUUUUGUUUCACUAUUCAGGCUCAAUAAAAUAAUGUAAUGCCCAACAGUUCCUUUAAAGACUGAUGGUCAGGGCAGCAAUCAUGAUUGAACAAGUCAUCACUGCUAUACUAUGCUGUAAAUAUUGAUAUCAAGUAUUCAAAGGGAAAAUGUUUAAAACGUCAAUCAUCUUAUGAGAUCAGUUUUAUCACCUAUGUUAGGUGUCCACUUCUGCAACUUCUCCGUUGCUUCCAAUUUGUGUGUCAAACUAUGACACUUGGGAGAUUUUAUAGACACUAAAGUGUGUUUGUGUUGACUCAAAAUAUCCAUUUUCAUCACAAAGAAGAGAGCAUUAACUCCAUAUGAGAAAAGAUGCUUUCCACUUCUGGUACCUAUAUGUUCUAAAAUGCCCGGAUAACAACACAUUGCAGAAGUUGACUUAUCAAAUGAAAAAUUGCAAUUGCUAGGAAAUGUAAUAAAUAUUUACAUGUAUACACCGUAAUUGCUUAAUUUUGUUAAUUUAUGAUGUAUUUCAAUGUUGUUUUUGCUUUGUCAAUUUCAUGCAUGUUUUUAUAUUGAUCAACAAACUCGCCGCGUUGUGUUCACAUUUAGGAAUUUUGAUUUUCAUUAAGUUUCAGGGGUUGAAAAAUUAGUAAAUAAAGUUUCCAUAAAUUUUUAGAAAGGGAUUUCAGGGUUCUGAAUUCACGACCAUCCUCUUACAAACAUUGAUGAACAAAAAUACCCUAAAAACUCAAACCCACGAACUAACCCCACAAUUUGACCUUGCACGAAACCUCUCACGGUCAACAACUUUUCAUAACAACCAUUCACACUCCCAAAUCUAGUUCGUCACAAUUGUGUUUUUUAAGUUUUUUUGCCAUAAAUUAUAUUUAUUUUCAGGUUCAUGAGGAUUUCCAGAGCUUUAUUAGUGAGUGCUAUGACUCAUAUGCACCUAGUAUUGAGGACACUCAGCCUUUUGGAAAAUAUUUGGAAAGAAAAAAUGAUACAGCGUAAGUUAAUGAAAAUAUAUAGCUUAAAACAAGUUAUUAGACAUUAAAUAACUGGUGUUGACAGAUCAAAAUGUUAUUUUGCUGCUUUGUGCCUAAGAAAAUGUAAUAAGACGAGCAGAAUUAGAUACAACUUUCUUUGUCAGUUUUUUAUUUUAAUAUAUCACCCUUUUGAAACUUAUUUCUAAACAUUUACUAACUUAAUUAUUUAACAAGGUAUAUGGCACUUAUUACUUUCAAAAUCUCAAUAUCAAAAUUGUAAUUUGUUACUCUUAAAAUUUCCCUUUUAUAAAAAUAAAAUCUUUUACAUAUUUCCUUUGAAGUGCCCUCAACAAUUUCAUUUAGCCACACACCAUAUCUUUUUGAAGUUAUACAUUUUCUUAAAUGAAUGUUUAUCAUUUAUUGUCAGUUAUACUAUUUGCCUGCAGAUGGCGAUACUUCACAGAGUCUCAACUUGAGGGAUCAUCCCACUGGGGCACUCUGAACACCUACAGUGGUGCAGGUUAUAUACAAGAUCUUGCAACAACAAAAGAUGAAUCGUCGCAGAUAGUUGAAGACUUGUUUGACAACUUGUGGAUUCGCCGGGGGACCAGGGCAGUUUUUAUGGAUUUCUCUGUCUACAAUGCCAACAUUAAUCUCUUCUGUAUUGUGAGGUAAAUAUUUCUUUCAACUACCAUUUUUAAAACCAAGUGUGAUGGAUGUCAAGAAAAUUUCUUCACAUUCACAAUUUAGUAUUGUGCUUGCUAAUAAAUCAAUGCAGAGCUUUGUUACUAUAGCUCCAGAUUAAGUAAAAUCUUUCUUAAAAUGUAAAAUCUUAAACAGCAUCAUGACAGAUUCAAUGAUAUUAAUUUGCAGAUGAAAAAUUUAUUGAAGAGUAUCUCUAAUGGAAAUUGUUGAAUAAUUUUAACAGUUUUAAGGAAACAACAAAUUUGUCUCAAAUGAUGAGAAAAGUUCAGGAGAAAGGUUUUUAAAAAAAAUGGAUGAAAAAAAUAAUUGGAACAAUGCUUCUAAUUAGCUUAUCAGCUUGAGGGGAAAAAAAAGAAGUCCGAGCAGUUUCCCAAACUUUUAAAGUUUGGUGGACACGUUUCAAAAUUGCACCACAGAUCAGUGCCAUAUUUAUUAAUUAUAUAUUUUUCUUAUUUGACUAUAAAUAUUUAUAUUGUGCGGAUGGUCAAUGUAAGGCUUGGGAACCAGCUACAUAAGGCUGAUUUAGAGCAUAUACUUAAAGUAGCUUACUUGCUUCAAUUGCUGUGAAGUAAUGGCUUGCACUAUUGAUUCAGGAUUUGCCUCUUCAGCAUGAAAUAAUGAGCUGUCAUCCAAAAAAAUUUUUUUUCAGGCUAUUGGUUGAGUUUCCUGCUACAGGAGGAGCCAUACCAUCUUGGACUUUCCGCACUGUAAAAUUGAUUCGUUAUGUGACAGUUGGUGAUUACUUCAUAAUGGCAUGUGAAAUAAUAUUUUGCUUGUUCAUCCUUUAUUAUAUGGUUGAGGAAGUUUUAGAGGUAAGAAAUCUAUCGCUACAACAGAUUUUUUGUAUAUUUUGAAUUUUAAAGUCUAGUCUCUGUAAGCUUAAGAAAUUUAAAACUUUCACCUACAGCCAAAUAUUUAGUCCAAUAAUUUUUAAUCCAGUGCCUGUGGUUGACAUUUAGGAAAUUUAAUGCGAACAACCUAAAUGUAACAAAAAACCUAAUUAUAUCUAAAUGUAUAAAAAUAAGUAUUGUGAUCAUUUACCAAUCGGAAUCUCUACAUUUAAUCUCAAAUUUUGAUGUGCAGCAACAAAAACUCACUGGCUGUAAGUUUUGAUGCAUUGAUGACUCUAUUUGGAAGACCUAUUUUAUUUUAAAACCUAUGUUCAAUUAAACUUUUGGAGAGUAUUUCAUCUAAAAAUACAUUUGUCUUUACAAAGGGUGCCUGUUGGUUGUUAUUAAUGUUGCAUAAAUUUUAAAAGUUGUUUGCCAAUUUGAAAUUAAGUGCAAUGUUAUUACCCCUUCCUAGUUUCCUACACAAUCCAACUGAUCUAAGAAAACCUUGUAUGAGAAAAUUUAUCUAAUGUGAAGUUAAAACUCACUUCAUAAGUCUAUUUUUACUUUUCCUGUUAAACAUUAUUUUAACUAAUAUUUUUUAAAGUCAGUUAUGGCUUAAUGAAACAAGGUGUAACAUACAGGUUCAAGAAGAGUUAAUAUAUACAAUGUGAUGCAAUUAUUUCCCAGAUGACGUAGCUUUAAGUAGCUAGUAAAUGAUAAAUUUAAGGUUUUCAGAACUAUUCUCACAUCUCCUUUAACCAAUUUAUAGAAACUGAGAAAUAUUUUAUUUCUGAUAAUGUCUUUUCUUGAAAGAGGAAACUCUACAAUAAAUAGUAAAUGUUGAGGUUGAUUAUAUCUUUUGAUUCUUUUUUUAAAGAAAACCACAUUCAGUUUUGUUUUAUACUUGUUAGAAGAAAGUUGUUAGUUUUUCACAACUUUUAAAUUAAAUUAAAAACAUUAGGUAUUAGAAAUGUAUUUAUAUAUUUCAUAAAUCCUACAUCAGUUUUAAUUGUCUAACUUUUAUAAAAUUGUGAAAAAUACUUGAUCUUAAUUUUAGGGCUGUAAUCAUAUGGAAUUUUUUUAUAACAAAUGACAAAUCUAAAAUUAGAAAUGCCAAUUAUAAAUCGAAAAAAUUUUUUUAAACAUUUUUUGGUGAUGUUUUCAACAUUAAACGUUCAAUUAUAAAAUUAGGAUAUCAAUUAUUAAAAUAACCACAUAAUCACAUUUAGUUAUAUCUCAAACAGUUUUUAAAAAUCUUUUUUAUUGACUUCCUUAGAUAAAAAAGCACAAACUAAGUUACUUCAAGAGCUUCUGGAACAUUCUAGACAUCCUUGUCAUCAUCAUCUCAAUUGUAUGCGUGGGUUUCAACAUUUACCGCACCAUAGAGGUAAAACUUGAUAAAUCAGGGUUUUUAAGUAAAUAAUUUUAUCUCAAUAUCUAUCCACACCAUUACUUGAGUACGAUUUCUUUGUAAGAUUUUAUAGAAUAUUAUAGAUGAUCUUAUAAAAUGUUUGGUAAAAGUUUUAACAGAAGAUCAUUUACCAAGUCUAUAUGUUUGUUAAAAUAUGGGGGAUUAUGCAACAUCAUUUUCGCCAUCCAUAAAGAUUGGUUUCUUUCAUCAAAUUCUUUACAUCUUCAUUUAUCGUAAUCACACAGAACUGAACAUAAGUCCCUUUUCCAAGAACAAUAUAAACUUUAUUCCAGACAGGCUGUACAAUGAAUCAAGCACAUACUGUAUAGCGCAGCUGGCUAUAAGUAGAAGAAUAUAGCACAACUUUCUUCCCCAAUGUUUUAACACCAAAUGCCAAAUAAAUAGCAUGAACACCAACAAAAGCAUUCAUUAAUUAAACUAACACUCAAGACACACCACACACAAUAAAACACAAUAUUCGGUGCGCAUCAAUUACCAGUGAAUACCCAUACUGACAAUCAUCAUCAUCAUUCAGAUCUAGUACACAUCUGGGCAUGUGUCCUUCAGCCCCAUGACAUGCAUAAAAUUAUUCAUCCAUUUUGACAAGGUGCUUGAAUCUCCAGCCUGUCAAUUGUAAUUUAAUUCAAUGAAAUACAUGAGCAUCAACAAAUGUAUGAGGAUGCAAUGCAGUGUAAUUUUCAUUGAAAAUAGAAUAUAGCUCUGUAAGAAUACAAGAAGAUACAAAAUACAGGAUUCUGCCUAUCAUUACAUCCUCCAUGAUUCUUGAUUUUGAAAUGUAUUAUCAACAAUAUAUUUCAUCAAUCAAGUUAUUUAUUAUAAAUUGUUCAACCUAAUUUUAAAAUUUAUGAUAGCGUUGAUAUUUCAUGUUUUGGUUUUCUCAUUCAGGUCAAUGAUAAGCUGACAGCACUGCUUCAGAAUUCCAAAGUUUAUUCUGACUUUGAAAGGCUGAGCUACUGGGAGACAAGAUUCAGUAAUGCUAUAGCCAUUGCUGUCUUUAUGGCAUGGAUCAAGGUAAUUAUAAUGUUCAUCAAGUCUGAUGCUCAUCCAUUCUUGUACACAUUUGGACAUUGCAAAGUUUUUAGCUGUUAGUUUUGAUGGUUGAUAAUUAUGCACGUGGCCAUUCAAAAGCAAAUAAUCACUCAUUUGCUAAUAAAUGUUCACUGAUUCAUUAUUCAGAUUUUAAGCAUGCAUAUUUUUUGUUUCUCAUCUUUACAUUUGUUCCUGGAAAUCAACUUAAAAUCAGUUCAUGGAAUCAACUUUAAAUCAGUUCAUGGAAUCAACUUUUUAAAGUCAAUUCCUGGAAACGAAAUUUUAAAAUCAUUUUGACUUAAAUAAAUACAGGUGAAAAAACAAAAACUUUCUUGACCACAGUUGGCCAUUACUCUGUAAAAAGGUUAAUGAAUGCUCAUGCACGAUUUAUAGGAUGUGACUUUACAUUUAUCUUGACUUCUGUUUCAGAUUUUCAAAUACAUCAGCUUCAACAAGACAAUGACUCAACUCUCCUCCACACUUGGACGUUGUGCUAAGGAUUUGGCAGGGUUCUUUGUAAUGUUCAUCAUUAUAUUCCUGGCAUUUACCCAACUGGGCUACUUGCUGUUUGGCACUCAAGUAGAGGACUUCAGCAGCUUUGAAAACGCAUUGUAAAUUACUUUUUAUGUUUUGCAAAUCCUUCAAAUAAAGCUUAUCGAUGAUAGGCAAUUAAUAACCUUAUGUGUGUAAGGAAAGUUAAGAAAAAUGGAAGUCAUGCUAAAUUUUAAGAUUGCUGUUUUGUUAGGAUACAUGAUAACAUGACAAUUUUAGAGUUUCUAAUUAAAAAACGUUUCCAUAAAGUAUAAUUUUUACAUUUCAGCUUUACUCUGUUCCGUAUCAUCCUUGGAGACUUUGACUUCCAUCAGUUGGAGCAGGCCAACCGUAUUCUUGGUCCGAUCUUCUUCAUGCUGUUCGUCUUCUUUGUGUUCUUUGUCCUCAUCAACAUGUUCCUGGCCAUUAUUAAUGACACCUAUUCGGAGGUCAAAUCUGACAUGGCCAAUGCCAAAAAUGAAUUUGAGAUUGCCGACUACUUUAAGAGAGUGAGCUUAAAUUAAUUUCUUUUUAAAUUACUGAUAAAAACUUGAUAUGGAUCAAUUUUUGUUAGGAAAAUAUGGUUCACAUAACUCCAUCUUUGUUCAUCAAACUAAGGGAUUUUUAUAAAGCUUGUUAAAAUCAGGGGUGGAACAUUUACUGCACUUGAUUUUGGUUCCAUGAUAUGAAUUUCAACCUUAUAUGCUACAAAUAGAGUUUAUCAUUCCUAUUGAAGUGUCAUCAAGUUAAGAUUGUGUGAUGCUUAUGAAAUAUGAAAUACCAUCAUAUCGUAUCGUCUCUGCUUGUAACAUUAGUUUAACAUUUUAGAUACUACAAUGCUGUGCAGCUUUUCAUUGCAGAAAUAUUAGCUUUAUUAAAAAUUCGAAAAUAUCUUUCAUAGGGUUAUGAAAAGAUGUUGGACAAACUCAACUUCAAGAGGGAUAAGAUUGUGGAUAUUCAGAAGGCCUUGCGUAGCGCUGACAUAAAUCAGGACAAACAGCUUGACUUUGAUGAAUGGCGUCAAGAUCUCAAAUCGUAAGCAAUAGCCCAUAGUGCCAUAAAGCGCACACAUUUCUAUCAGUUUGAAAAGGGACCACUCAUUUUCAUAAAUGUUAACACCAAGAAAUGUGAAGAAAGAUUUUGGAGGAAAAAAUAUUAUGUACCUAAUAAAACACAUUGAUAAUGAAAUACAGCCAAUGGAUAAUCUGUACGAUUGUGCCAUUUGGGGUACUGACGAAUGACUAAAACUGCUAGAUGAUUAUAGUGUAUAUUUUUUGAUGAUUAUAGUAUCUACCCAAAGCUUUCUUUCAAGUUUUGGAAAGUUAUAUUUUAAAGACUUUACAGAACAUCUACCUAAAGUAUGUUUAAAGUUAUAGUGAGUUUAUAUUUCAUAGACUUGACCAUGGUGAGCCUAUUACCUUAUGAGGAUACUAUGAUGUGGAUUGUGGAGUACCUACUUAAAUUUGUGUUUUAUUUCCACUUCCAGACGUGGCUAUGCUGAUGGUGAAAUUGAAGCUAUGUUUUCCAAAUAUGACAUUGAUGGUGACAGGGUACUGGAUGAGGAAGAACAAAAAAGAAUGCAAGCAGACCUGGCUGAUCAAAAAGUACAUUUUUUUCUCUUAAGUCCUCAAAUAAUUUCAUUUCAUUAGGUCAUUAACAAGUUAGUGAGACAAUAUUUUCCAAACUUUUUAUUAAGUAAAGCAAAAUCGAUAACUAACUUCUUAUUGGCGAAUGUGAAUUUAUUCUACAAAAAAUAUUAUUCAUUUGAAUGUUACAUUGCUGUUUAUAUAAAUUUUCCAAUUCAGGCUGCCCUCAACAAAGAAUAUGAAGACCUUGGUGGUAAAGCAGAUCGCCCAGGAACAGGGCGCCGCUCUAGUAGUCGAGCAAGUUUUAAUGAAGGGGACAGUGGAGAUGACAGUGAUGACGAAGACAGUGGUACCAAAUCCUCCCGCACUGGGCGCACAUCCAAUGGGGUUUCAUAUGAAGAAUUUACUGUAUUGUCCAGGAGAGUUGAUAGAAUGGAGCACUCUAUUGGAAGCAUAGUUUCUAAAAUUGAUGCGGUUUUAGUGAAAUUGGAAGCUAUGGAAAAAGCAAAAUUGAAACGCAGAGAGACAAUGGGAAAGAUUUUAGAUAGCAUUACAGAGGUGAGAUACGUUUAUUGCUGAUUAUUUGUCUUUAGUUUGGUAAAAUUAAUAUAAAUAAAUAUAAUGAUCAGAUUUCCAUAUAGAUGUAGAGUGGCCUAGGGUCGCAGAUUUAAGGUUUGGCAAAGAUCAUCUAUAUAGCAAUGAUAGCCCAACACUGACAAUUCAAGUGGAACUGGACCAGAACUGAUGAACAGCAUCACAUACCAUGACAUGGAUGAUAUUUAAAGUUAAAAAUUCACGCAAAACGUCCUUUCUACAUUGCAAUAAAUAUUUGGAUAGACAUUUUAAAUAGAAAAAUUUUAGUCUUUCUAUGCAGUUUAUAGCUUACACAAAGGCUUAAAAAAUAUUGCCAAAAAGUUGGGCGUUAGAAGACAAUGGUCUAUACUUUAGAAAUUACAAUUCUGAUACUGAAUUAACUUUGUAUAUUCUGACAAUUAUACUAUAAGAAUAGAUUUAAAUUGCAGUGACUGUAAACAUUUUGAUGGUCAAGUCUCAUUUUGAAUCAUGUUGGAAUGUAUUUUUACUUUUUUAAUGUAUGAAGAAACUUUUGAUCAGUUGGAAAAUUAUCUGGCUUUUUUUUUUUUCUUAUCAACUGCUAAUAGUCUGAUGGUACAAGUGAUGAAAUCAAAAGGGAACAGAUGGAGAAGUUAGUGAGAGAAGAGUUAGAAAGGUGGGAUUCUGAAACUUCGGUAGGUGCCACAAGUGCUCGUGGAGCAUCACCUGGAGGUGGAAGUGGUCACAGUGGUCUUCGUCCUAGAUCUAGAGCCGAAUCUGCAUUGAACGGGGUAUGUUGCUUCACAUUUUUUUGUCUGUAAAGUUUAGAAAUAAAUGUGUGAUGGUUUAUAGAUAGAAAUUCUGCUUCAAAUGCUGUCAUAUGCUUUUGUGCUUUUAUAUUGUUUCUCUGUCAUGAGUAUAUCAUGUUAUACUCAAGUACUGUAGUUUUAUCUAUUUGUAAACAUAUCAAUGACAUAAUGUUUUAUUCAUGUUGCAUUAAGAAUAUUAAAUUCCUUUUAUGUGUAUUUCUAAAACCAUACAUUGCAGUCCUCAGAUGUAUAGAGGGUAAAUUUCUCUAAGCAUGUCUUCUACAAUAUGCUUUAUUUUUUCUUACAAUAGUGCCUUUUAAGCUUCUAAUUCUAAUGGAGCCUUAUGUUAUGACUUAAUGACAAGUGCCUUAGACAUGGCAGUUGAAAGUAUUUUCAAAUAAUUGAGACCAAUUCUAUGUAAAUCCUUCAUUAAGACAGAUAGAAUUUUACCAUCUAAUUCUUUUUUUCUUAGACAAUUAUUAUUGGAAGAUAUCUCUAAAAACCAGAUGUUUUUUAAAUUACAUCUUCAAAAAAGACCCAAAAAUAAGUAUAUAAAAAUAUUCACAAAAAAGUGACUUCUAUUUAAUUGAGUUGGCCCAUUAUACCUUAUUUUUUAUCACGAAUAUGAUAUAAAUUUGUUCACAAUGUCACUGGUUUUGCUAUCAUUUGCAUGGAUUUGUGAAAUGUUUUUUCUGCUAUAUCUUGAGGGCCCAUGAUCAAUGUAUUGAUCUUUCUGGCUCCUGUGUAUGUUGAGGGGGUUCCCAAUGUUUCUGUGCAUGGCGUAUUGUAGAGGAUACUUCAUUGGUUGCAAAGGCUACUCUGCGAGGGUAUCAGGAACUGGGGGUUGGAAGGCAGGAGGCAAUAGACGCAAAUAUGUCUAGUGUUGUUGCUUCAACUGUUCCUUUUGGAAGCUUGUUCCAGACACUGAUUGUCCUUGUCAGGAAUGAGCAGUUCCUCUACUAUGUUCUUGCUGUUAUGAGUUGGAACUGCCUAUCACAUCCUUGUCGCUGUCUAGGGGGGAGAGGGACAAGUUUCUGUUAAAUGCUGGAGCAGUGGACUGGCCCAUUUUUAUCUUGAACAUCAGGGAGAGGUUGGCUAAUCGUCGCCUUCUUCCUCUGGUGACCAUCCCAGUGUUUCCAGCAUGCUGCCACCAGUUGAGGUUUUCAGAAUGGAUCCCAGACUGAAGAUGCGUAAUCUAAUAGCGGCAGGACAAAGGCUAAAUUGUUUUUUCUUUCACACUGGAGUUGCCAAUCCUUAGAUUUCGCCUCAGGAACCCUAGAGCAGGGGUCGGCAACCUGAUGUCAAGAUGCGGCUCUCCAGUUUCUAUCGCAAAUAUUAAUAAUUAUAAAAUAUAUGGCUCUUUAAAAACCGGGAAAUUUUGUAAAUUGUAACUUUUGGCUAUUCCGUCUCAAAAGGUUGCCGACCCCUGCCCUAGGGUCUUGUUUGCCUGGCUGCACCCAUUGUUAAUAUGCUUGCCCCAGCGGACCUCUCUUUGAUUAGUAACACCAAGGUACCUUACCGAGGAAACUGGCUCAAGCAUAUGGCCAUGCAGUUCGUAAGGGUGGCGUAGAGGGGUUCUACUUCUGGAGACUGACAGGGUCUUGCACUUGGCAGGAUGAAAUUCCAUGUCCCAGCUCAUCUCCGACUCAGCUAACUGAUGGAGAUCCUGUCGUACUUGGUCCUGGUUAGAGCUGUUGGCGAUCGUCCUGGUACACCGCCGUGUUGUCUGCGUACAGUCUUGCUUGGGAGGUCAACUUCUCUGGCAAAUCAUUCAACUUCUCUGGUAAAUCAUUGAUGUAUCCUAGGAACAAACAGGGGCCUAGCACCAAUUCAUGGGGGACCCCUGACUUAACACUGACAUUCUAAUUGUGAUUGAGUUUUAUUUAUUAGAAAUAAUGUUUAGUAUCUAGUGGACUUAUCAAGAAAACAUAAAAUAAAUUUCUACAUUUACAAAUAUAUUUAAUUUUAAUAACUUUUCUACAUUAAAUUUGCUUUAGGAGAUUAAAAAAGAAAAAAUUAUAACAAAUUUCUCAUGAAAAUUUGAAUAUUUAUAUAUUUUCUUUUUUUAAAGUAAAAAAAAAAAUUUACUAUACCUUGACUUUUAUUCAAUUUAAAUCGUUAGAAAGAAGUAAGACAUUUUCAGUGUGUAUUUACCAUGCCUAAAAAGAGAGUAAAAAUAUUUUUAAAAUUUCAGUUUUUUUGCUUUUUUAAUAAAUUGUUAAAUUAUUAUUUUUUUUGUGUAGAAAGUUCCAUAUUUUUUAUUUUAUCACCUCCCCCCCCCCCCCCUUUUUUUUUUAUUAUAUACUUUUUAUUUUUUUUUUUUUUUUUUUUUUCCCCCUUUUUUUUUUAAUAAAAAAGUGUAACUUUUUUUAGUUUGUGCUUUUUAAAAGAUUUCUUUUAAAAUCUAUUUGAAUGCUUCAACUUAAAGAAUUACAUUUUUUAUUUUUACAAAUAUCCUUCUAAAGUAAUUGCAAAAAAUAUUUCAUUAUAAUUAUUGUUUAUUUUAAAUCUCUGAGAAAGGCGUUGCUUGAAAAAUUCAAAACCUAGGUUGCAUGAGUGUCAUAUUAAAAAAAUAUUGGCUAAGUGUUUAUGAUUAGUUAAGAAAGUUAAAUUCUAUAAUCCAAAAUUAAUUACUCUUAAUUGUUGACAGAUUGGAUAAAUGUAGAUCUUUAUGUUUUAUGUAAUCCAUUAAGAAGUUUAUGCUUAAUUGAUGAAUAUUCAUGCAAUGAUUAUUUUAUUUAUCUGUAAAGGCAAAACCCUGUUUGAAGUAUAAACAAAAAUCUGAGGAAAAAAGUAUAGCUUUUCAAUAUAGUUUUUUAUUUUUCAAAGUAAAAGUUAAUAUACUGACAAUUUCUAUUUGCAUGCUUUGAAUUUAAAGUUUUUCUCAAUUUUCAAAUAUACUGACACUUUCUAUUUGCAUGCUUUGAAUUAAAAAAAUUUCACAAUUUUUAUUUGUUGAUUUACUUACAAAGUUUUAUUUUUUCAAGGACCUUUUUAUAAUGUAAUUAUUUUAAAGAUUUUAAAAAAUAGCUUAAUAAGUUCUAUGGCAACAAACUUAGCACCUAUUAUGAGAAAUUUGAAUGGUUCAUUUUAGUAGUUUGAUGCUCAAUGUGUCCUGUUUUGGGGAUAUACUUUCAUUUUGAUAGUGUCUUCUGUGGUGAUGAUGGUUCUUUUGGGCAUUGAAAUGUACCUCUUGCAAAGUCCUUGCUGUGACCAUGAGUAUGCUUUGCUUAGUUUGAAUUCAUGUAACACUUUAAAAAUAUUUUUUUUCUUCUCGUCACCAGCUCUGUGCUCAUUUAAAAAUACCAUGUAAAUUUCGAACAUUAAUCCUGCUCUAAACUCUAUUGUGUCAAUAAGGUCUCUCAAAUAUGAUUGAAAAGAUGUAAAAUUUGAUAAAGAUUAUUGUGUUUAUGAUACUUGAAACAAUUUUACUAUUUUAAAAAUGUAUAGUUAAGGAUAUAAAUUUCAAUAAAGACUUUAAAAAAUUUUAAAAAUAAAAAUUAUACAAUUUUUGUUUUAAAUGACUUGUGCUUAACUGACAAAUUCAUCUAUUAGAUUCAAUCAUUUUAAUCAUUCAGAGAUGAUUUUUUUUAUUUCAGGAUCCAGGGGAACACCAUAUGACCUCAAGCUUGUAGAAAAUGAUCCACAAGCAGUAUAAAGAUCAUAUCCCAAGACCAAGAAUUUUGUACCCACCAUUCCAAUUCUAUGGUGAAUCUCAUUUGUUAAAUUUACCGUAAUUAGUUCUUUAGAGGGCUUUCUUUAGUAACCAAUUUUACUUUCUUUAGAUUUUUGUUAAGAUUGAAGUUAAACAUAUGUGUCAACUUGCGAUGAGGGUAAAACCACCCACCAGAAAUGAAUCUUGAAAAAUAUGUUAACAAAAAGAUAUCUCAUUUAUGUUAUAAAUAACUCAAAAUUUAAGAGAAUGCUAAAAAUUGUCUCAAUUCUUUUUUAACCUGGGCUUUUAUGUAAAACCUAAGCUUGUUAGAAUACAAAUACAAGGUCUCAGAAUAGCUAUUGAAAUGGAUAUAGUCCUUGACUCAAAAUUAUUGAAAUGAAUAGUUAUUUAUCUUAUUUUGAAUAAAUAAGUGGCAACUGACAUGAACUUGAAUAAGUCAAGGACAUACUCUUAUCUAAAAAUUAACGAAUAUGCCAAAAAUUAUUUUUAUUUAUUUUCAAAAAAUUGUUGGUCAAUUAAAUCUGUGAUAAUAACUUUUCGCAAAGGUUUGAAAUCUCACUGUUCUUCACAUUUUCAUUGUCUGGCUUAAAAAUUGAAGACUCUUGUGUUACAUACUAAAUAACAAACCUCACUUAAAAUGAGGUGCCAACUGAUGACAUAGUCAUAUACUGUUUAUUUGUUCAACUAUCCGUCCUAUCACUAUACUGGUAGUUUUGUCAUUUAUACAAAAAGUUUGUAUUAUUUAUUAUUUAUGUUGAAUUUUACAAUAUAACCUUAACUCUACUUUAUUAAACAAAAAUUAUUUGUCCGUCCAAUGCUCUAUCCUAUAGCCUGUUAUAUAAUGUUUACACAUUUUUAGGCUGUGGGUUGGGCCAAACAUUGUUCAAUAAUUUUUCUUUGUCUUUAAAAUGUUUAAAAAAGAGAAAUAAUAAAGAUAUGUUUAAUCAGAGAUAGUUUUGAUAGAUUUACCCAAACCAAAUCCCUUCCUCACUAGUCAUAUAGAUAAGAAAAAAAUUAAAUUAACACAAUUUUAAAUGAAGAUGAAUAAUUUAUGUUCUUUAAUGCACUCAAUUGAUCAAUUUUUUUUCUUUCUAUGCUUCAAUUAUGAGGAUUAAACUUUGCAGAGAAUAUAUAUAUAUAUAUGGUGUCCAGAUUUGAUAUGUUUUCAAAUUUCAAUCAGUUUUUCUUGAUUACUUCACUUAAUCUGCAAAAAUAAGCACUCUUUUAAAAAAGAUUUUAUAAACAUACUUAAAAUCAUUAGAGAAUCCUGCAUGUGAUAAACAAGUACAAUAUAUGAUCAAAUUUUCUCAAACUGCUAAACCAUUUACAAAUCAGAAAUCUUCUAUCAAGUAUAAUAUAUUGAGGGACUGUGUUCAAACCAUGUGUAGUAAAUAGUGGAGUAAGAUAUGUUUAGGCUUGAAAAGAAAAUUAAGCAGAUGUUUUGACUAUAAGCCUUAUUCAGCAGACAAUAUAAAACAAGAGACAACAGAUACCCGUACUUGAAAUUAAAAAUAGGAAUAAAAACUUAUGUUUUAAAAUUUCUUAAAAAUGUCUAUGUAGCUCAACGUUUAUAACAGGAAGAGCUCUAUGUUAUUCAUAUCUUGUUCCACUUUUUAUUUUAUUUGAAGUACUUAUUAAAAAAAAAGGGUGACAUCUACAUUUUUUUCCAACUAAAAUGAAUUUAAGUAAUUUAUUUUAACCUUAUCUCGCUGUAUUUUCUUCUUAAAUUUAUCAACUGAAACUACUUGUUAACUUUUAAAAAACAUUAUGAUUUCCAUCAGCUGAAAUCAAAGAUAAAUUUGGAAAUAUUUGUAUUGAGUGUGUAUAAAGAAUUCAAUGCCUACUAGUCUACAUCUUUACUAAAAAUCUUGUACAUGUAAUUAUAAAACAACUAACAAAAGUUUAUACUUGUCCAAACUAUGAACUGUUAUUUAGUCAUUGAUGUUGUUAUUUUUGUUUCCAAUAAAAGUGUGCUGCAUUCUGG
Messenger RNA from Lymnaea stagnalis (great pond snail), 24019 nucleotides. NCBI's taxonomy places the organism in Eukaryota, Metazoa, Mollusca, Gastropoda, Lymnaeidae. The record is from the annotation of a GenBank genome assembly.